Messenger RNA from Gongylonema pulchrum, 579 nucleotides. The record is from the annotation of a GenBank genome assembly. NCBI's taxonomy places the organism in Eukaryota, Metazoa, Nematoda, Chromadorea, Rhabditida, Gongylonematidae.
AUGCACCUAGGCCAAAUCACUGCAACAGCAGCAGCGGCAGCCGUUGCUUCUCAUAGCGUUACGUACGAGACCAGGAAACCGGUUGCGACAGUGACACCGCUAUCGCUGCCGGCUUCUGUGCUCGUCCCAGCUACCGUAAAUCCGGCUUUUUUUGCCGCAACCGUACAGCAACAGCAGCAUGCACAGCUACAGGCAGUGGCAGCAGCGGCGGCCGCAUCGCGAUCCAGUACCAUCGCUGGAUAUCCCAUUUCGCAGCCGUCUUCGCUUCUGAUCGGUAUCGAUACGUUGGCCGGUGCUGAUAGGAAAGCUGCCAGCAGUGCAGCCGCAACCGCAGCAGCAACCGCUACUGGUCCCGUCGUACUAACAGCAGUGGGUAGCGCAUCGCGGAAGAAAGGCCCUCCAGAUAGCCGAUGGAGUGGUGCCGAUGACAAACAUCUGUUUUUGGCUGGACCACGACUGAAGCUGCUUCGUAGACGAGUAUGCCAAAAGAAGAUUACUCGUCGGAUUGCUUUGCAUCCGUGCCAGAGCUGUGACUUUGUUGUUAAGCAGUGGCCGAAUUUACAGGGAUUUUUCAUUUAA